Parasteatoda tepidariorum (common house spider) is the source of this 1597-nucleotide messenger RNA. The record is from RefSeq and is a predicted model, not a curated record. Lineage: Eukaryota; Metazoa; Arthropoda; Arachnida; Araneae; Theridiidae.
AACAUAAAUACGAUGAGAAGAGUAGUAUCAUUAUAUAUAAAAUUAUGACAUACUGAGGGAUUUGAAGCUAUCUGCAACUGAGAACGUCAAGGGCAAAAUCCUGACAUUUUUAACUCGUGCGUGAUAUAUGCUUUUCUUCUCAAUAUAUAUAAAAGAAAGGAAAAAUCGGAUACAGAUUUUGUAAUGUCAUUAAGAAUAAUAUAAAGUUUUUUUUCUGUAGAUUUCAGCAUUUUUUUUACCUCUACAAUGACGUUUAAACCUAAUCCUCAAGUUCAAGUAAAAUACACUAAGAUUUUCAUCAACGAUGAAUGGCAGAACUCGGUGAGUGGGAAAAAGAUUCCUGUUUUUAAUCCAUCAACCAAUGAGAAAAUUUGUGAUGUUGAAGAAGGGGAUAAGGCUGAUGUUGAUAAAGCAGUGGCGUCAGCUAAAACAGCUUUUAAAAAUGGAUCUGUUUGGCGCACGAUGAAUGCAUACGAAAGAGGUAGACUGCUAUCUAAAUUUGCAGAUUUGGUCGAACGAGAUAUGGAAUAUUUAGCAAAUCUCCUGACUUUGGAAAAUGGCAAGCCAUUCAAGCAUGCAGUUAGAGAAAUAAAUUUUUCUCUUGAAACUCUUCGAUAUUAUGCAGGAUGUGCAGAUAAAAUACACGGGAAAACUAUACCUGUCGAUGGAAAUUCAUUUGCUUACACUCGUGUGGAACCAGUUGGGAUAUGUGCUCUUAUUUUAUCAGUAAGUAAAUUAAUACGAUACUCUGUAUUGUUCCAGAUAGGUCGCCAAAUUCAAGAAGCGGUUGGGAAGAGCAAGAACAAGAGAAUGAGUUUCAUUAUGGGAGGAAAUAAUCCAUUGGUUGUAUGCUCAGAUAUAGAAGACUUGGAUGAAGCAGUUCAAAUUGCUCAUCGUGCAAGCUUCUACAAUCAGGGAGAAGGUCAUUGUGCAGGCAAUCGUAUUUUUGUCCAAGAUGGAAUUUAUGACAGUUUUGUUGCAAAAAGUAAAGAAUUGGCUUUAAAACGAGUAGUGGGUGAUCCCUUUGAUGAAAAAACAGAGCAAGGACCACAAAUUGAUGAACUACAACUGAACAAACUUUUAGAGUUCAUUGAGAGCGGAAAGAGAGAAGGAGCAGUUCUUGAAUGCGGAGGUAGUCGAUAUAACACAAAGGGAUACUUCAUGCAGCCUACUAUCUUUUCAAAUGUUCAAGAUCAUAUGCGCUUAACGGAAGUUGAAAUAUUGGGACCUGUAAUGCAGAUUUCCAAGUUCAGUACUUUUGAUGAAGUGAUUGAAAGAUCUAACAGUUAUGGUCAUGGGUUGGCAGCCGGCAUCUUAACAACGGAUUUAAAUAAAGCGACUAUUUAUUCACAACAAGUGCGAGCAGGAUUGAUUUGGAUAAAUUGCUUUUUAAAUUUAUCAGUUCAGGCACCUCUCGGUGGAUUUCAUACUGCUGGUGGAAAAGACUUUGGAGUAGAUGCUAUGAAUUCAUUCAUAGAGACGAAAACAGUGAAUAUGAUGAUUUCUCAGAAGAAGUAGUACACUGGACAAAUAAAAGAGCCUCUCAGUUUAUAAAGAAAAAAAUGUGAAAAUAAUUAAAAAGUAUUUUAAAAGUUGA